CGGAAGCAGGAUGGCGGCGGCAGCAGCCGGUGCCGGGCCGGUGCCGGGGGACGAGCUGGUGCAAGACGUGAUCCCCUACCGGCGGCGGUCGCGGCUGCUGUGGGGUACGGUGCUGCCCUUCUGCCUGCUGUACCCGCUCUGGCUGUGGUUCUGGGGGCCGUGCGCCUGGGCCUGGGCUUGGGGCGGCCCCGCCGAGGUGCCCGAGGCCGCGCUGCUCUACCUCGCCGCCAUCGCGGCCGUGCACCUGCUCACCGCCUUGGCCGGCCUGUGGAGCGUCAACGUCCACUGCUUCCUCUACUGCUGUUGGGUACGCAGUCCAAGGAAAGCCACAUUGGCAAAAGUCGUGCCAAUGCCAAACAACGGAUCUGCAGAGCUGGUGCCACUCCACCGAGACCAGGGAGAAGAUGGGCAGGAAGUCCUUUCCUUUGAGUUUCAGAAAAUAAAAUAUUUUUAUGAGCUGAAAGAGAAGAAGAAGUUCCUCCCGGUGGCGUUCCCCGUGGAGCACCCCCUGCAGUAUUACCAGAAUGCACGCGGUUACCUGGAAGACAAAGAGAUCCGAGUGGCGGAGAAGAAAUACGGCACCAACAAGGCAGAAAUGGUGGUGCCUGAGUUCCUCGAACUGUUCAAGGAGAGAGCAACAGCACCUUUCUUCGUUUUCCAGGUAUUCUGCGUCGGGUUAUGGUGCCUGGACGAGUACUGGUAUUACAGCGUCUUCACCCUCUCCAUGCUGGUGGCCUUCGAAGCAUCUCUCGUCCAGCAGCAAAUGAGAAACAUGUCGGAGAUCCGGAAGAUGGGCAACAAACCCUACAUGAUCCAAGUUUACAGGAACAGGAAGUGGCGGCCAAUUUCCAGCGAUGAGAUCAUUCCUGGGGACAUCGUGUCAGUCGGUCGGUCUCCCCACGAGAACCUCGUGCCCUGUGACGUGCUGCUGCUCCGGGGGAGGUGCAUUGUAGACGAGGCGAUGCUGACCGGAGAGUCGGUGCCCCAGAUGAAGGAGCCGAUCGAGGAGCUAGACCCGGAGCACGUCUUGGACAUGCAGGCAGAUUCCCGUCUGCAUGUCAUUUUUGGCGGAACGAAAGUCGUGCAGCACAUCCCACCCCAGAAGGCCAGCACGGGCCUGAAGCCUGUAGAUAAUGGCUGUGUGGCGUACGUUCUGAGGACAGGCUUCAAUACAUCCCAGGGGAAACUGCUGCGCACCAUCCUGUUUGGUGUGAAACGGGUGACGGCCAACAACUUGGAGACCUUCAUCUUCAUCCUCUUCCUGCUGGUCUUUGCCAUUGCGGCUGCCUCAUAUGUGUGGAUCGAAGGUACCAAGGACCCCAGCAGGAAUCGUUACAAGCUCUUUCUGGAAUGCACUUUAAUCUUGACCUCGGUUGUCCCCCCGGAACUCCCCAUCGAACUCUCCUUGGCCGUCAACACCUCGCUCAUUGCUCUCGCCAAAUUGUAUGUCUACUGCACGGAACCAUUCCGCAUCCCUUUUGCAGGCAAGGUCCAGAUUUGCUGCUUUGACAAAACCGGCACGCUCACCAGCGACAGCCUGGUGGUGAGGGGCGUGGCUGGGCUCAGAGACGGGAAAGACGUGACCCCUGUAUCUGACAUUCCUAUUGAGACCCACCGGGUCAUCGCCACAUGCCACUCACUGAUGCAGAUGGAUGACGGGACCCUAGUGGGUGACCCGCUAGAGAAAGCCAUGCUGAUGGCUGUGGAAUGGACUCUGACCAAAGAUGAGAAAGUUUUUCCCCGAAGUAUUAAAACUCAGGGACUGAAAAUUCACCAGCGCUUUCAUUUUGCCAGUGCCCUGAAAAGAAUGUCGGUCUUGGCUUCCUACGAGAAGGUCGGCUCCACUGAUCUGUGCUACAUUGCAGCUGUGAAGGGAGCCCCGGAGACGCUGCACAAAAUGUUCUCUCAGUGCCCGAACAGCUACAACGUCAUCCACACUGAGAUCUCACGCGAGGGAGCCAGGGUACUGGCACUUGGCUAUAAGGAAUUGGGGCACCUCACUCACCAGCAGGCGCGAGAGAUCAAGCGCGAGGCCCUCGAGUGCGACCUUCGAUUUAUGGGCUUCAUUGUGGUCUCCUGCCCACUCAAAGUGGACUCCAAGCCAGUUAUCAGGGAAAUCUUGAAUGCAUCGCAUCAUGUAGCAAUGAUCACAGGUGACAACCCGCUGACAGCUUGCCAUGUGGCACAGGAGCUUCACUUCACCCAAAAGGAGGAGACACUCAUCUUGCAGCCUCCUGGCGGCCAAGAUUCCAGCUGGCAGUGGCAGUCCAUCAGCGGCACCAUCACUCUUCCAAUCAUACCACAUUCCCUGCAGGAGCUGACCAAGAACCACAACCUGUGUGUCACAGGGGAAGGGCUUUCCCAGCUGCAGGCCACUGACACACAGUUCCUGUUGAGGCUCAUCCCGCACGUUCAGGUCUUUGCACGCGUCGCACCCAAGCAGAAGGAGUUUGUGAUCACAACACUGAAGGGACUUGGCUACGUGACUCUGAUGUGCGGAGACGGUACCAAUGAUGUGGGGGCUCUGAAGCAUGCUGAUGUGGGAGUGGCUCUACUAGCCAAUGCGCCUGAAAGACUCCCCGAGCGCAGGAAGAGACCCCGCGACGGACCUGCUGAUGGGAGACCCGCCUUGCCGUCUUCCUCCUUGGCUGGGAGCAACAUGAGACCCACCUCCCGAGCUGCCAAGCACCGGCUCAUGUCACACAGGGAGGAGCAACUCGCCAUGCAACGGGAAAGGAUCAGCCAGGUGCUGAAGGAUUUGGAAGAGGAACAAGUACCCAUUGUGAAGCUGGGUGAUGCCAGCAUCGCAGCCCCUUUCACCUCCAAGCUCUCCUCUAUACAGUGCAUCUGCCACGUGAUCAAGCAGGGCCGCUGCACCCUGGUCACCACCCUUCAAAUGUUCAAGAUCCUGGCGCUGAACGCCCUCAUCUUGGCCUACAGCCAAAGUGUCCUUUACUUGGAAGGGGUGAAGUUCAGCGAUUUCCAGGCGACGCUGCAGGGGCUGCUGCUGGCUGGCUGCUUCCUCUUCAUCUCACGGUCCAAGCCUCUCAAGACCCUCUCCCGAGAACGCCCACUCCCCAAUAUCUUCAACCUGUACACAGUUCUCACGGUGCUGUUGCAAUUCCUGGUUCAUUUCCUCAGCCUGGUUUAUUUGUACCGAGGAGCGCAGGCCCGCAGUGACCCCAAGAAAGAGGGAUUUGUGGAUCUCUAUAAGGAGUUUGAGCCCAGUCUCGUGAACAGCACUGUAUACAUCAUGUCCAUGGCUAUGCAAAUGGCCACCUUUGCCAUCAACUAUAAGGGUCAUCCAUUUAUGGAAAGUCUGCGGGAAAACAAACCUCUGCUGUGGAGCAUUAUCUUGUCAGGGCUGGCAAUCGUAGCCCUCUUGACAGGCUCCUCCCCAGAGUUCAAUGAUCAGUUUGGACUGGUGGAAAUCCCCACAGAGUUUAAGCUAGUCAUCACUCAAGUCCUGAUGGCCAAUUUCUUCCUCGCCUUGAUGGUGGACAGAAUCCUGCAGUUCUUUCUAGGCAGCACAAAGCUCAAAGUGCCUUCCUGAGAUGGGUCCCAUUC
Molecule: messenger RNA, 3567 nt
Organism: Gekko japonicus
Lineage: Eukaryota; Metazoa; Chordata; Lepidosauria; Squamata; Gekkonidae
Gene: ATP13A1
Product: ATPase type 13A1
Exons: 26
Coding region: 11-3553 (1180 amino acids)
Biological process (GO): extraction of mislocalized protein from ER membrane; intracellular calcium ion homeostasis
Cellular component (GO): endoplasmic reticulum membrane
Molecular function (GO): ATP hydrolysis activity; ATP binding; P-type ion transporter activity
Source: RefSeq, a predicted model, not a curated record